AUUUAGGUACAUAUAUAGCUGAUGCAAAGAUGCCAAAACCUAAGGGAAAGCCGUCCAAAUCCGACUCUCAGCCCCAGAAAUCCUCCCCAGCUCCCAACUGGCCUCCCCUUCGUCCCCUUAUCCCCUCCUCUGACCUCACUCUAGACCCCAUUCUCCCCGACCAAAUCUACCUAAUCCGCAAUUUCCUCCCGGCUUCCCUGUGCAAAACAUACGUCUCCUUUCUCUCCUCUUUACCCUUAACCACCACCCCAGGGAGACCCAAGAAAGGCGAAGCCGUUCGCGUCAACGACCGGUUCCAAGUCCAGGAUGAGAGGUUCGCUGACCAACUCUGGCGGGAAACAGCCCUGAAGGAGCUUGUGACUGUUCGAGCUCUAGAGACGGAAGACGAUGAUAACGGGCACCAGAAUCACGACCAAAGUGACAGUGGGAGGAGGUCUACAAAGACAAGAAGAUCCAUUCAAGGGAUCUGGGGCGGGGAUCCCCUAGGGUUGAACCCGAAUAUUCGUGUAUAUCGAUAUACUCCCGGGCAGUUUUUUGCGCAGCACUACGACGACUCUAACGCCCUCUCCUUUUUGUCGCCUUCUACCCCGCCUAAACCGGGCCGUACUACUUGGACGCUGCUUAUCUACUUGUCGACGUGCUCAGGAGGGGAAACAGUCUUUUACCCUGAGCCGACUCGCGCGAAUCGUAACCCUGAGCCGAUCUCUGUGGCUCCAGAGAUGGGUAUGGCGCUGUUCCACCGACAUGGCGAUCGUUGUCUACUGCAUGAAGGGGCGGAGGUAACGGGCGGAGAGAAAUGGGUCUUGAGAAGCGAUUUAGUUGUUGCGCGAUGAUGUUGAUACAACAAUGGAGUUAGCAGCAUACGCGAAAUCAGGUCCUAUUGACCAUAGAAG
Aspergillus ochraceoroseus IBT 24754 is the source of this 893-nucleotide messenger RNA. RefSeq lists its product as uncharacterized. Gene Ontology annotation, molecular function: L-ascorbic acid binding; procollagen-proline 4-dioxygenase activity; iron ion binding. Bases 30 to 833 code for a protein of 267 amino acids. The transcript is spliced from 2 exons. The record is from RefSeq and is a predicted model, not a curated record. Lineage: Eukaryota; Fungi; Ascomycota; Eurotiomycetes; Eurotiales; Aspergillaceae. Gene Ontology annotation, cellular component: endoplasmic reticulum. Gene Ontology annotation, biological process: peptidyl-proline hydroxylation to 4-hydroxy-L-proline.